AUGUUUCUCUCUUCCCCAUAAAUAAACUAACUGAAUGUACCCGCCAUUCACUUUCACUUUCUCCAACUCUCCCUCUCACUCACUCACAUGGCCACCGAUCAGACUUUCAUCUCCAGAAGGCCCAAGAAGAAUCGCAAUCGAACCACUACUACUGGAAACAUCAUGCUCAAUGCUCCUCCUGAUUCAACCCCUAACUUCAUCACACCUAAAACGUCUCCGGCUGCCGUCAUCGCACCCAGAAAAGUUCCAGUUCUCUAUUAUCUCACUCGAAACGGUCACAUUGAGCAUCCGCAUCUUAUCGAUGUUCCUCUCUCUUCUCUUGACGGUCUAUUCCUUAGAGAUGUUAUGAAUACCUUGAAUUAUCACAGAGGAAAAGGAAUGGCAAACAUGUAUUCAUGGUCAUUCAAACGGAGCUACAAAAACGGAUACGUAUGGCAUGAUCUAUCAGAAGACGACUUAAUCGACGUAACAAACGGUCAUGAUUACGUCCUCAAAGGAUCAGAGCUUCUUCAAGUUCAACCACCGGAUGAAUCAAACCACACCGUAGACGAUAGCAGCGCUGCACCGGUGGCUAUUAUUAGAAGACGGAAUCAAUCAUGGAGCUCGUUUGAUAAUCCACAAGAAUACAUGGUUGUGAAAUGCGAAUCAAGCAGAGAACUGGCUGCGAAUUUUGCGGCUGAUGCAGCGACACAGACUGAGGAGCAACGGAGGCGGCGGAGUGUUGAUGGAGGUAUGAAGGAGCAGGUGGUGAUGCCGGUGGGGACGGAAGAGAUUCCGUCUCCACCGCCUUCGAAUUCGAGCUCGGAGGAAGUGAAUGGAGCAAGAUAUGUUGAUCGGACGGUGGAGGAUCAACAUGGUAGGAUGAAGGCUUCACAGGUGCUGAUGCAGCUGAUUACUUGUGGGGCCCCAUCUUCUAGGUUAAAGAUGCAAACAGGGUAAUUGUGAAAGGAGGAUCAAGGGUGCAUGGUAAGUGAAAAGCACCGGAUCAGUAAUAAACUUGAGUAUUUUGUACAUCCUGUAUCUGUUAUAUGUGAUAAUAUGUAUUUUGUGUUUUUUUAUGUAUUUAAAAAUUAAAGUUAA
This is a messenger RNA of Helianthus annuus (common sunflower), 1080 nucleotides long. RefSeq lists its product as uncharacterized. The transcript has 3 exons. The record is from RefSeq and is a predicted model, not a curated record. NCBI's taxonomy places the organism in Eukaryota, Viridiplantae, Streptophyta, Magnoliopsida, Asterales, Asteraceae. The coding region runs from base 88 to 939 and encodes 283 amino acids.